Astrephomene gubernaculifera is the source of this 3522-nucleotide messenger RNA. NCBI's taxonomy places the organism in Eukaryota, Viridiplantae, Chlorophyta, Chlorophyceae, Chlamydomonadales, Astrephomenaceae. The record is from the annotation of a GenBank genome assembly.
UGAGCAGAGAGGCCUACAGCUGUAAUUGAGGAAGCUGCCCGUUCUACUGGCUUUUACAGUGUCCACCUGAACGUCACCAGAAGUCCGCAAGCAAUAGUGCCGCAAGCAGCUGCUUUAUGUCUUAUACCUGAAAAGCGAAACACUACCAAAGCCAUGGUUCUGUUGAUUCUGAACCUUAAGUGAAGGAGGAUAGGAGGUGUCAGUUAGACAGCUCGUCGUUUAGGUUAUUGGCACCAAAACGAUCAUACGUUAUAGAGAUUUGAAUGCCUCCGGGUUCCUUCCUAUCAUCUGGCCGGAAUGGAGGAGCCCUCGCAGAUGAGGCCCUUAACACGCUACGGAGCAACGUAACUACACAAGCUAGAGAAGGGUACAGACCGCCAUUCUCGUCGUCGAGAGAUGAAGUCGGCAAGGCGUUUCAAUCAGCACACAAGUCCACGGGAUGGGACAGGAAGGCCCGAACACAGCGCGCCGAGAACAUGGCCCGGUCUGCCAUGGGUAUCACGGGCAUGGAUGACUCGCUAAACAACUGGAGUCCAUCGAAUGUUUCAGACCCGAUGGGCGCCGACCGGCGCGGCGGCGGCGGCCCGCUGAUGGGCGCCCGGCUGAGCACCUCCAGCCUGGCGGGCGGCGGCGGCGGCAGCGGCACCAUCGCGGAGCUGCGCACCCCGGUGGCGCUGAAGGAGCACCUGAAGCGGGGCAAGGGGGCGCGGGAGGCGGGCAUACAGCUGAUCACGCUGGAUGCGGUGCCCGGAGAGGAGCCCCCGCCCCUAGAGCAGGCGGCGGCGCUGGCAGCGGCGUACGAACAGCGCCGUACAAUGUUGGGCACGCCGUCGUCGCCGUGCCGCCAGCAAAUGCUGACGCCAACCGACCGCGCUCGCCGCGCCUGGACCAACUACGGAAACGCGAACAGCAUCCUCCUCCAGACCGGCAAUGGGGAUGUUAGCGGCGGCGGCGCCAAUCCGACGACCCCACAUGCGCGGCCCAUGACGCCGCGGCGCUUCUCGGAUACUGGCACUGCCAGCGGCGCUGCCGGCGGCGGCGGCGGCGGAGGGACCGGCGCCGCCGCCGUCGGCAUGAACAGUCACGUCAGCGGCCUGCCACUCGCUUUCCGCAGCGGCCCCGAACCUAACAGCAUCAUUGCGCGAUGCAGCGCGGACAAGCAGCAUGCAGCAGCAGGACAAGCGGGGCAGGCGGCGUUUGAAGCACCCGCAGCAGGGAACGCGGGAUCAACAGGCACUCCCUUGUUCUCGGCUUCUCCUCCCCUUCAUCACCGUGCCUUUGCUGAGCCCGCCGUUACAGCCGUCUCUGCUACCGCUGUCGCCGCAGCGGCAGCUGCCGCCAAGGCUGGUCAAAAUGGCGGCGGCGGCAGUGGCGGCGGUGGCGGUGGCCUCUAUCCGGACGCGCUGACGGGAGUUCUCGUACCGUUAUCCCCUCGGGGCAGCAACGGCAACCUGGCAGAUCGAAACGGCGGUGGCGGUGGUGGUGGCGGUGGCUCCGCCGCUGCCUUGGGUGCGGGUCUGGGCGGCUGCUGCAUCAGCAGCCCGCCGCUGACCGCCUCCCUGGAGCCCCUGAUGGCCCACAAGCGCCGCCAUGUUCCGUGACAGUACGGCAGCGGGUCCCGGUACGGCAACCCAGCGGAAGCUGCCGCCGUGGCCGCUGUCGCCCGUGGAGUCGUCGUCGACGUCAGCAGCGGCGGCAGCGUUGCCGCGGCUAGCGGACAUGCAGCGGCCGAUGGCUCGUUGUGCUUCCAGAGGGGGAUCUGGAUUUAGUUUUGGAGUCGGUACGGCAGGAGGCGCCGCCGCCGCCGCUGCUGCUACGGAGUACGCCACGAUUACGGAUCGGAUGAAGCAGUAUGCCGUACCCAGCUCCUUGGAUCCUGCCUCCGCCUCCGUUACUCCGACGCCCUUUCUGUGCAAGGUGGCAGCAGCGGCACCUUUGAGCCGUGCUGACGCGUCCUCCGGCGGCGGCGGCGGCAACGGCGGCGGGAUGAUGAUUCCUCCCACGACGCCGCUAUCAUCCAUCAAAGACGCUGACGGCGGCGGUGGCGGUGUCGGCGGUACCGUUAGCUCUAUCCGUUGCCCCCGACCGCGGACCUCCGCAACAGGGAACGGUACGGCAGCCUCACCUACCUCCCCGUCCCCCGGCAGCAACUACCCCUCCCCUCAGCCCCUGCUCAUGCAACUCGCACAGAUGGCACUCGGGGGUGAACCGGAACCCAGCCCCGCCCCCGCCGUCGUCUGUAGGAGCCCCUUGUCCUCACCCGCCACUCCCACUGCCGCAUGCCCGUCUUCCCUGGACCUCCAUGCCAGCUCCGCUACGACCCCCACCACUCCGCCCGCUCCGCAGCAGCUCCGCAUGCUCGCACCCAUGUCCCCCUCCGCGCAACAAUCCGCCGCCGCCGCCACCGCUGCUGCUGCUGCAUCUGCGCCCCUGCCCACGCCCCUCCGCACAUCCCCAACAGCAGCAGCAGCAGCAGCCCCAACAACACCCACAGCAGGCAGCCCCGUCCCUGUCCCGCCAUCUCAACGCCCCGCCUCCGCCCGCCAUCCCACCUCGUCCAUGCUCCUCACACCUCGUUCCCUCCCAGCCGCCUCCUCCGCUGCCAUCUCCCCUCAGCCCCCCGCACAGCAGCCCUCACCCCCCGCCGCACCCCCGGGAUACACACUGGGACAGCUCCCCAACUUUCGCCGCAUCACCGCUCCCAGCUGCAACAACCAACAAAUUACCCCGAUCCAGCAAAACCAAACCACGGUUCACUUUGCCGUACCGAGUCACGGCCAGGGCUUUAAUACAGCGGGUGCAGGGGCAGCAGCAGGCGGCGGAGGUCGGGUUCUGGGGGCCUCACCACAGUCCCCCUCACCGCCACACCUGCCCCGCCCUCCAAGUGCCUCCCUCACGAACUCCCCAGCGGCGCUGGCGGCGGCGGCGGCGGGUACGGCAGCCCUGGCGUCACUCGGCGUCCUGAGGACCAUCCACGUCAGACCCACCGCCGCUGCCACCACCUCCUCCUCCUCGGCGAGUAACGCCGCCGCCGCCGGCGCCGCUGCAAAUGCGGCCGGCGGUGGCGGUGGCGGUGGUGGUGGAGCUGCUCGAGUGGUUGUGAUCGGCGGCAGCAGCAGCCUGACAUCGACUGCCAGCAGCAGCGUUGCCGGCAGCGGCGGCAGCAGCAGCAGCACAAGCACCAACGCAAGCACCAGCACCGGUACCAGCAAAACCGUACGGAAGAGCGGUAGCAACAUCAGUCACGGCAGCUUGAGCAGCGGCAGUGGCAGCAACCCUAACCUCGGCACCGGCAGCAGCAGUAGCUUUGCUAACAACGCUGUCAGCGGUAGCAAUGCCAGCAGCGCUAACAACAUGGGCGCCUUGGGCAGCAGUAGCAACAAGACCCGCACUCCCAUCAGCGAUACGGUGCUUGCGGAGCUCCGAGCCGUCGCCUCGGAGGUCGCUGUUGAGCUGAGUCAGCAGGCGGAGGCGGCGGAGGCGGAGGCCAAGCUGUUGCUGGCGCUGCGGAAGAGUCAGAGG